Messenger RNA from Cryphonectria parasitica EP155, 1401 nucleotides. RefSeq lists its product as uncharacterized. The coding region runs from base 301 to 1401 and encodes 366 amino acids. The record is from RefSeq and is a predicted model, not a curated record. The transcript has a single exon. Lineage: Eukaryota; Fungi; Ascomycota; Sordariomycetes; Diaporthales; Cryphonectriaceae.
GAAGUUUCCUUGGGGGGGAAACCCAAAAGGUUUUAUUUAUUGAUGAGAGGGUCUAUGUACUAGCCUACGACUAGGGACCCUUGUCCACGCAGGCCUAGUCUCGAUCGGGCAAUGAGCUUGUGACGUGCAUCCGACGUCAAAUGUACGAGGGCAAGGGUGACGAGGGAGGGGCCGGCAUCUCGUCUUGGUGAAACAAGAGCACCGCACUCAGAACACGGGACACCGCAGCAGCACGCUCCCACUGUUUGAACCACUUGAAAGGCCCAAAAGAGUUGCAGGAUAUACACAGAGGCCCUCAGCAUGAAAGAACAGCAGCCCUCGCCACACGGCAACGUGGUUGUUAGCCUCAAGGAUCGGGCCGCCUGGACCGCCGCCUUGGAGUCAUCGCAUCCCGUUCUAGCACACCUCAAUGCCGAUACCAGCUGGUUGCUCCAGCUGCCGAGACCAGACCCCGCCGUCACUUCGAGCUCCAGGCACAGCGCGAAACCCGAGCCUUCGAGGCGGAAGAGGUAUAACAUCCUGAUUGAUCCAUGGCUCCAGGGUCCACAGAGCGAUGUUGCCUCGUGGUUCUCGACGCAGUGGCAUGUUGUCGCGCCGACGGUGCAGACCAUAAAAGAGCUCGACGAGAUCCUGGCUGAGGUGGACGGUGGUUUUAGCGAGGAGGGCUCGUCAUGUAUCGACUGUGUGGCAAUCUCGCAUGAGUUCACGGAUCACUGCCACGAAGCCACGCUGCGAGAGCUGUCCAAGACUGUACCUGUCGUGGCGACAGAGAAGGCGGCCGAUCUGAUCCGCUCGUGGAAGCACUUUGAUACAGUCAUCACCACUCCAGCAUUCUCAACCGAUACGCCAGACUGGCAUGAGGUACUGGUCGACCAGACGGCAACGAUACCCCCGUGGUUGGGCAUCGGUAGGGUAGUCACGCAGAACAACGCGCUUUAUUACCACUCAGCUGUGAUGAUUGUAUUCGAUCUCGGAUACCGUCCGAAUCAGCGGUCGACGCGGUCGAGGGACAAAAUGGGCUCGAGGGACCCCGAGGCUGUCAUCUACUCGCCUCAUGGGAUCAAGAGCUCGGAUCUGCAGUGUGUGGAGACGGCGGGCAUCAAGACACUCGCGCUGCUUCACGGCCUGCAUGACGUGCGGAUUUGGAUGACGGCGCAGUUGAAUUUGGGCGCCCUGAACGGCAUUCAAGCUGUAAGGGCGAGCGGAGCAAGGUAUUGGAUCGCGACGCAUGACGAGGCGAAGAAGGGAGGUGGGUUCAUCUCGUGGUUGCUCCAGAGAACCACGUACACUCUUCGUGAUGCGGUGGUCGCCGAGGAGGCAAAGCUAGCAAGAGACGAAGAGGUGCUAGCGUAUGACUUUGUCGAGCUCGGCUCUGGAGACGGGCUUGUCUUGUCGGCGUGA